Messenger RNA from Prorocentrum cordatum, 808 nucleotides. NCBI's taxonomy places the organism in Eukaryota, Dinophyceae, Prorocentrales, Prorocentraceae. The record is from the annotation of a GenBank genome assembly.
GCUCAAUGCGAUCGAGCGGCAUUUUGUCACAGAGAGCCUCCGGAGUUCCCGCUCCGAAGUGCCGGCGCUUCGCCGCAUGCAGGGCCACCAAGAUCUCGAUCGGCCAGAGCAGGCAGAGAGGGCGGUGAGCCUCUUGAGGCAGCAGGUGCACGCGCAGCAGAAGGACAACAUGUUGACAGACAUGCUCGACCAGGACAAGCAGCUUCGAGAAGCUGGCGCGCCUCCGCCGCGGCGUAAGCAGAAGCAUCUUAAUGUCUUGUACCGCCGAGACGUUGACCUCUGUGGACACUGGCUGUCUGCCCGCUUGCUCCGGGACCGCGAGAGAUCCAAGAGACAGCGUGCCCGGAUCAGGCUGGAGGAAGCAGCGAGGGCCAGGGAGAAGAGAACUCUGUCCCCAGAGCCCGCUUCCAGCCCGCCCGGGUCGCCUGCCGAGGCAGACCCCCAUGCUUCAAGCCAGGCUCCGGCGAGACAGGCGAAACCAGGACCUCCGCAGGUCGAUGCGUCUCCCUCCCCGAGCAGUGACAGCGACGCGGAGACCCUCAGCUGCGACGGCAACGACAAGGGAAGCGCCCCGAGCAGGCGCGAAGAUAAUCGCGCUGCCAAAGCGGCCUCCGACAACGAGGCGAAGGACUGGCACGGGCUCUUCUCGCAGACCACGGACUGCCCCAAGCUGAGGCUCUCCACACACCGGAACCUGAAGCGCAAGCCCCCGACCCAGGCCAGGCGCAGGAAGCGCUCUGACAAGCGGAAGGCAAAGAAACAGGCGAAGGCGGAAGCAAAGAAGGCCGCAAAGACAGCCACUUCCUGA